This is a messenger RNA of Lonchura striata (white-rumped munia), 2398 nucleotides long. Lineage: Eukaryota; Metazoa; Chordata; Aves; Passeriformes; Estrildidae. The record is from RefSeq and is a predicted model, not a curated record.
GGGACGGGGCCGCGGCCGCCCGGGGAGGGGCGGCGGGACCCCGGCUCCCCCGCAGUGCCCAGCGCUCCCCCAGCCGCUCUGCCGGCUUGUUCGCAUGACUUUGUGUGUGUGCGUGGUGCAGAUGCGGAGUCAGCGCUGCAGUCGGUGCUGGCGUGAGUGUGAGUGAGUGUGUGUGUGUGUGUGUGUGUGUGUGUUGGAGAGAUUAGGACGAGACUUGAAUAUUUAUGAGCUUUGCUUGAAACUGACUCGCAGUGUUUACUUGCCUCUUUGUUCCUUACCCCCCUCCCUCCCCCGUCCACACACAUACAUACAUUUAAAAAAAUCCAUUAAACUUGAAACAGUUUCUAAUUCCUCCUUUUUUGUGGGGAGACUUUUUUUUUUUUAAUAGAAACUAGUUGCACAGAUGAAGCAAGAUCCACAGAACGGGGAUCUUAAGAAACAAAUCCAUGAAAGGCAAUCGAGAAUAGCAGCUCUUAACGAGAAACAAACUUUGGGAACGAUCACUGCAGUGCCCAUUAAGGUUCCUCAGGUCAGCUCCUUGCAGAGGUUGGCAGGACAAGGACCAGCAGUGCUACCUCAGGUUAGGCCAAAGACCCUGAUUCCAGACAGCCUCCCAAUCUCCCCGUGCCGAGACCAACCUUCCAAGCAGCCUCCCACCUUCCAGAAGGCAACCAUAGUGAGCAUCAAGAACCCCAGCCCUGCCCUCCCGACCGCCAACAACACCGUGGGCCAUGCGCCAACGCGCGCCAGCCAGCCCCAAGGCGCCGCCGAGCCCGCGGCUCUCUCAUCGCCUCUGAGCGGGGCCGGCGUGGCCUAUGCCAUCAUUUCCACCUCCCCCAGCCAUGCGGGCCCCCUCAGCUCCAGCGCCGCCGGCCCGGGGGGCAGCGACGGCAUCCAGGUGCAGCCGCUGCUCAUCAGCGCCGACAGCAAGGUUAUCAUUAUUCAACCUCAAGUCCAAACCCAGACAGAAAGUAAACUGGAGACAAAGAAAUCUCCUGAAGAGUCAUCUCAGGGACUGCCUGCUACCAAAAAGAAAAAGGAGGAAAAUCCAGAGAAAAUUGCCUUCAUGGUAGCACUAGGACUGGUUACAACAGAACAUUUGGAAGAAAUCCAGAGCAAGCGUCAGGAAAGAAAGAGAAGAAGCACAGCAAAUCCAGCCUACAGUGGGCUCUUGGAAACAGAGAGGAAACGCCUCGCAUCGAAUUAUUUGAAUAACCCCUUGUUCAUUUCAACGAGAGCAAAUGAGGAUUCAUUCUGGAAGAACGAGAUCCAGCACGAUGAGCACUGCGCCGCCUGCAAGCGUGGAGUGAACUUGCAGCCCUGUGGCACAUGUCCCAGAGCAUAUCACCUCAACUGCUUGGACCCACCCCUCAAAACUGCCCCCAAAGGGCUCUGGGUCUGCCCAAAGUGCCAACAGAAGGUUUUAAAGAAAGAUGACAAUGUGCCAUGGACUGGAACUCUGGCUAUUGUUCACUCCUAUGUUACUCAUAAAACAGUCAAAGAAGAAGAGAAACGAAAGUUACUAAAGAGAAGCAGUGAACUGAAGAGUGAGCAUAGACAAUUAGAAGAAAAAGAUCGACUUCUCAACAGUGCAGUGAAGAAAUGCUUAGAGUUAAAAACCAGCCUGAUGGCCCAGCAGAAAGGGACUCAGUCGUCACUGGAACGCCUCAAAGCCCUCAUUAGACUGAUACAGAGCGAGCAGAUGAUUCAGGUUACCAUGACCACCACCACCACCACCUCCCUGCUGGCCAUCCCCUGGAUCAAGCCCUCGGCUGCCUCCGCUGCCGUGCACAAAGCCUUGCAGCCCUCCCAGGGCAACAACUGACAGGAGCUGGCCAUGAAAGCCCUGGGGACAGCGAGGAGAAGCACACGAGCAGGGAGAGCUGGAGCACAGGCCAGGAGCAGCACUCCCAGUUUUGGUACAGCUGGACACUCGCAGCCCGCUCUGCGGGUCACCGUGGCAGCACGUCCCCACGGGGCGGGUCCUGCCGCGCUUUUGUGUUUGCCAAGACCUUCAGUGCUUAUGAAAUUUGCUUUGUUGUGUUGGCCUUAAUGUGUUUAUGGCUGAGGAUGAGCUGGAAAAGCGUGGCUGGUAGAGGAGGCAGGAUAGCCUUUUGUGGUGGCAGACGGGAGAGGAGUAGGGAGGUAUUAGAGAAGUAGUUGGGCUGAAAGCUACGUGUGUGGGUGAGAGAACCAGAAACUGAGCUACUAGCACUUGACGUGGAUUCCAGAGGAACAAAUCCGGCCCCAUUGAUUCAGGUGACCUGGAUAUGGGGUCUUGGUGACCAGAACAGCAACGUGGACACUCACAGAGCCUUGGAAACAAAAGAUCUUUUUCUUUUUCCAUAUUAUUAGACUUGAGAAUUGCAGAUAUUUAAAUAAAGAAACUGUAUGAAGU